CCCUCUCUGUGUGUUUAAAACAUUUAUCUCCUCGGCAGCUCAGAGCCUGCAGAGCGAGAGAACACUGUCCUACAGCUGGUCUGGGAGAGGGAGGAAAUAGCUUGUCGUUGCCACAGACAGACAUCCUGCAACACGUUGACUCCUGUUCUGCUAUGGAGCGCUGGGUUCUCCUCUCUCUGUCUCUCCUGGCCUACCUGUAUCUGGAGGUGGCUGGAGCUGGGGCCCAGGAUCAGAAAGGGUUGGCUGGCCAGGGCCACGGGAGGAGGAGAGGGCCAGGGGGCGCAGAGCACAACCAGCUCCAGGGAGUAGGACUAGGACGGGGAAAGAGGAGGAAGGCAGGAGGGCCCGGGAAAGGGAGAGCCAGGGGGAACAGGGACAAUCAGAGAUCAAAACCCCCCCUGGGUCUGACGAGGCUGGGGAGUCUUCCACCCAACGCAGGAGACAGAGGGACGAGGCUGGGGAGUCUUCCACCCAACGCAGGAGACAGAGGGACGAGGAUGGGGAGUCUUCCACACAACGCAGGAGGAGACGGAGGGACGAGGCUGGGGAGUCUUCCACCCAACGCAGGAGGAGACAGAGGGACGAGGAUGGGGAGUCUUCCACACAACGCUGGAGGAGACAGAGGGACGAGGAUGGGGAGUCUUCCACACAACGCAGGAGGAGACAGAGGGACGAGGCUGGGGAGUCUUCCACACAACGCAGGAGGAGACGGAGGGUUUAUUUUCAUUGAGUCGUACAAGAGUGUUGACGAGAGAAAGUCUAACUACAAUGUAAUCCCAGGUAAACGGGGCCAGUGUGCGUACCAGGGCAUCACCAUGUUUGAGAAAGCUGUCUGGUCCCCCAAGCAGUGUGUUACCUGUCUGUGUAGUGGAGGGGAGGUGGUCUGUGACGAGAUCCUUUGUCCCCAGCUACGAUGUCACUACCCCUACACUCCCACUGGGGAGUGCUGUCCUGUCUGCAUGGAUACAGUUCCCAACGACCCCAGCGACCAUGUGAACCCUGACCUUGACCCCGCCGUGCCCCGCUCCCAGGCCGAGAUCGAACUCCUCUUGAAGAGAGAGGAGGAGGAGCACAGGGAGGAGGAGGCACGUCUUCUCAAGAAGGACGCCGAGAAAAAGAGGAGGAAGAAACAGAAGAAGGAGGAGGCUGAGAGACAGAGGAGUCUGCAGGAGGAGAGGAGUCUGCAGGAGGAGAGGAGGCUGCAGGAGGAGAGGAGGCGCGAGGAAGAGCGGCUGCAGAUGGAGAAGGAGGCAGAGAAGGCCGAGAAGAUGCAGGAGGAAGCAGAGGCGGCCAUGAAGGAGCAGGAAAGGAAGCUGGAGGAGGAGAGGAGGAGACACGAGGAGGACCUGAAGGAGAACCUCAGGGAGCUAGAGGAGGAAGAAGAAGAGGAAGACAUGGAGUGGCUGUUGAGAGGAGAUGUUUUCCAGAUCUUUCCAGAGGAGCCGACCGAAGAGGACCUCCUUACACCUCCCUUAGCCGAGCCCACUGAGAAACAAGAGGAGGAUGGAGGAGAGGAGUGGGGAGUGGUGGCACACAGACCUGGGAACACCCUCCCGUUAGGUUGUGAUAUCUCUGAUGUCAUCGUGACGUGUGAGAACGCUCAGCUGACCAACUUCCCUCCCCUGAACAUCCCUGAACUCAAGUCUCUGAGCCUGGAGGGUAACGCCAUCACAACCAUCCCAGUGGGGGCGUUCAAUGGUAUCCCCAACCUGGAGUGGAUUAACCUGAGCAAGAACAAGUUGGUGACUUCUGGCAUUGCCCCACGUGCCUUCAAAGGCCUGAAGUUCCUGAGCCGUCUGUUCCUGGACAACAACCUCCUAGAGACGGUUCCAACAGAUCUCCCAUCAACACUACAGGAACUCAAGAUCAACGAGAACCACCUCAAAGGCAUCGAGGAGAACAGCUUCCGAGGUCUGAGUAGCCUGUUGAUCUUGGAGUUGGAGGGGAAUGUCCUGAACGAAGGGACCGUGGAUCAUCAAGCUUUCAGUCCCCUCUCUCAGCUCUCUUACCUCCGUCUGGGCAGAAACCACUUCAGGACCGUCCCCCAGGGCCUGCCUCCAUCUCUACUGGAGGUUUAUCUAGAGAACAACCUGAUAGAAGAGAUAUCCGACUGUGUCUUCAACCAAUCCACUAACCUGAACGUGAUCUCACUGAGACACAACAGACUGGAGGAGUCCAGGAUAGCACCUCUAGCAUGGAUCAACCACAAGAACCUGGAGUCCAUUGACCUGUCCUACAACCGCCUGUACCUGGUCCCAUCCUACCUGCCCAGAGCUCUGGUCCACCUGGUCUUGGUAGGGAACCAGAUUGAGAGAAUACCAGGGUUUGUGUUCGCCCACAUGGAGCCGGGGAUAGAGUACCUGUACCUGUCCCACAACAAGCUGGAUGGGGAGGGAGUGGAGCCUCAGUCCUUCUUCGGUGCUCACACCUCCAUGACAGAGCUGUGUUUAGACCACAACCAGCUCAUAACGGUUCCCCCUGGUAUCAACCAGAUGAGCACUCUGCACUUCCUCCACCUCAAUAACAACAGAAUCAGGACCUUUGCUGAGGAUGCCAUCUGUGACCCUGAGAACAAUGAGGACUCCCACAUCGUGAUGCUGCGCCUGGAGAACAACCUCAUCGACCCCAGAAAGAUCUCCCCCAUCGCCUUCUCCUGCGUACGCUCUUACUCUAGCGUCGUCUUGAGACCUCAGUGGACCAAGUAACGGGAUUUGAAAAACUGUGUGGCAGAAUUGCCUAGGCACCCCUGUAGAUCUGGAAGGCUGGGAUAGGUGGAAACAAUAUGGUGACAUUUCCACACAGCCAAUCACAAGGCAAGAGGAGGAAGCAAUUAUCCUUAACAAUAUGGUGACAUUUCCACACAGCCAAUCACAAGGCAAGAGGAGGAAGCAAUUAUCCUUAUCCUCUCAGAUCAACAGAGCCUGGAAUUCAGCCGCUGUUAUUUUAGCAAAAAAAAAUCCAAAACCAAAAGAAAUUGUCAGUGAAAUCACCAAAAACAAAAAC
This is a messenger RNA of Oncorhynchus keta (chum salmon), 3003 nucleotides long. RefSeq names its product extracellular matrix protein 2-like. Lineage: Eukaryota; Metazoa; Chordata; Actinopteri; Salmoniformes; Salmonidae. The record is from RefSeq and is a predicted model, not a curated record. Gene Ontology annotation, molecular function: heparin binding; collagen V binding; protein binding. Gene Ontology annotation, cellular component: extracellular matrix. The transcript is spliced from 11 exons. Gene Ontology annotation, biological process: extracellular matrix organization; positive regulation of cell-substrate adhesion. Bases 153 to 2705 code for a protein of 850 amino acids.